Molecule: messenger RNA, 1437 nt
Organism: Hordeum vulgare subsp. vulgare (domesticated barley)
Lineage: Eukaryota; Viridiplantae; Streptophyta; Magnoliopsida; Poales; Poaceae
Exons: 8
Coding region: 132-1250 (372 amino acids)
Source: RefSeq, a predicted model, not a curated record
GUUCCAACAGACCCCGACCUCCCCCGCCGCACAACGCCGCUCCGACGCCGGCGACGACCCGUCCCUCCACCGACGCGGGUGGGCGCGGAGGGAGGAGGGCCGCGGGCCCAAGGAGCCCCGGAGAGGAAACCAUGGGCGCCGAGGCAGAGCAGCAGCAGCAGCAGCUUCCUCUUCCCUCCCCCCAGGCCGGCAAGGCGGACCCGCCGGCGGUGGUGGGGCUGCAGGUGUCGGCGCUGAUCGACCACGUCGCACACGUCGACUGGUCCCUCCUCGACCGCGUCCCCGGCGACCGCGGCGGCUCGCAGCAGGUAUCUUUUGAGGAGUUGGAUCAUAUUCUGAAUGAAGUGAAUGCCCUUAUCCUUCCUUCCCAUGACGACCCCUCUCCAGUCAGAACUAUGGCUGGUGGUAGUGUUGCCAACACAGUUCGGGGUCUCUCAGCUGGUUUUGGGAUAUCAACUGGAAUAAUUGGAGCUCGUGGAGAUGAUGACCAGGGUAUUUUGUUUGUCAACAACAUGAGCUUUAGUGGUGUAGAUCUCACAAGAUUAAGGGCAAAAAAGGGGCACACUGCUCAGUGUGCAUGCUUGGUUGAUGCAAGUGGCAAUCGCACCAUGCGCCCAUGUCUAUCUAGUGCAGUCAAGCUCCAGGCCAAUGAGUUCACUAAGGAGGACUUCCAAGGCUCCAAGUGGCUGGUUGUGAGAUAUGCACAACAAAACCUCGCUCAGAUUAUUGAGGCUAUCAGAGUUGCAAAACAAGAAGGUCUCUCGGUGUCAUUAGAUUUGGCUAGUUUUGAGAUGGUUCGCGACUAUAGGUCACAACUAAUUGCCCUGUUGGAGACGGGCAACAUUGACCUUUGUUUCGCCAACGAGGAUGAAGCUAGGGAGAUCAUAGGGGGAGGGCUGACAUUUGAUCCAGAGGAUGCGCUUGCAUUCUUGUCCAAGCACUGCAAAUGGGCCGUGGUGACUCUCGCUUCAAAGGGGUGCAUCGCAAAACAUGGCAAGCAGGUGGUUCAGGUGCCGGCCAUCGGUGAGAGCAACGCGGUGGAUGCCACCGGCGCGGGCGACCUGUUCGCGAGCGGGUUCCUGUACGGGCUGGUGAAAGGGCUCCCCCUGGAGGAGUGCUGCAAGGUCGGUGCGUGCAGUGGCGGGUCGGUGACCAGGGCCCUCGGCGGGGAGGUGAGGCCGGAGAACUGGCAGUGGAUGUACAAGCAGAUGCACGCCGGUGGGCUGCUGCUCCCGGAGCUCAAGAACUGAGCCUCGCCUAUGUGAGAGAGAAAAAAAAAACUUGUGUUCAGCCCCAUUGGUUGGUUGAUUGUAUCGUUGAUUGGAAGUGCCUGCUCCCAUUGAUCUCCCAUGCGUGUAUGGGAAUGGGUAGACACGUUGACGAUGAUUUGCUGGAGGUGAAUGAAGAGAUGAAAUGAAAAGAACUGAUGUGGUAUCA